Molecule: messenger RNA, 5018 nt
Organism: Camponotus floridanus (Florida carpenter ant)
Lineage: Eukaryota; Metazoa; Arthropoda; Insecta; Hymenoptera; Formicidae
Gene: Ack-like
Product: activated Cdc42 kinase-like
Exons: 8
Coding region: 475-4878 (1467 amino acids)
Biological process (GO): protein phosphorylation
Molecular function (GO): protein binding; protein tyrosine kinase activity; ATP binding
Source: RefSeq, a predicted model, not a curated record
UCUCACGUUACGUUUGUGAUGUUCGAGAUGAACAGUGAGAAUGGUGAUAUCUUCUUCGGUGGACGCAAACAUGCGAGUCGCGACUAAAGAGCCCCGUAAGUUCUUGUGAUGCGCGGACAAGCGACUUGGGCGUGAUUUAGCGAACGACGUGAACUCGCGUGGGAAAAUGUGAGGCUUGAAGGUACAGCGGGAUAAGCUCGUUAAAGGGGGAAGAGAAAGAAACAGGAGACUUGGGCGGGGAAAAAGGGACAGCUGCUGUGCCCAUCAUUUUGAUGCGAAAAAAAGACGAGGGGGAGAUCGAGAGGCUCCGUGAUUUCAGAGUCCUGUCAACGGAUCGGCGAGAGGCAAAAUGAUGCACUGAAAAGGAAACCAAAACGAAUGUGAUCAUGUCCUGAUAGGAUAGAACUAAAGCAGCAGUUGGUCGUAUUUCAAGGAGACGAGAAGUCACCUUAUAUCUCUCUACGAUAGCGUAGAAUGGAUACACAAGUAGAAAUGUCUCGCAACAAUGGACCUGGUCUUUACGAGUUCCUUAUGGAAGCUGAGUUACAGCAAUAUUACCCUGGAAUUCGAGGAGAUUUGAAGGUGCAGACCACAGCACAAUUGAAGUAUGUAACGGAAGAAGAUCUGAACGCGAUAGGGAUGAGCAAGCCGGAAAUGCGGCGUCUAAAAAAAUACUUCCAGAAGCAUUUUCCUCAAAAUUACCUGUCGAAAUUCAAGAAAAUGCUUCUACCAAAGCGCGAGGAACAGACUCCCGGUGCGCUAAGCAUGUUGCCGGAAGAGAGACAGGACAGACCGUCGGUACGCGUGCCCAAUAAACACAUGAUCCCAGCCGAUGCGAUUAUUGUGAAUAAAGAAUUGGGCACUGGAGAAUUCGGGGUCGUGCAGCAGGGUGUCUGGACAAACGACGGAGAAAGGAUACAGGUGGCAAUCAAAUGCCUGUCCCGCGAACGAAUGCAGAAUAAUCCUAUAGAAUUUCUAAAGGAGGCCGCGAUAAUGCACGCGAUCGAUCACGAACAUAUCGUGCGGCUGUACGGCGUCGUGCUCGACACAAAUUCGUUGAUGCUGGUAACAGAACUGGCGCCGUUACGUUCAUUGCUGGAGUGCCUGAAGGAGCCCAGUUUGCGCGCCAGUUUCCCGGUUUUGUCGUUGUGCGACUUCGCCGUGCAGAUUGCUGACGGGAUGCAAUAUUUGGAGGCGAAAAGACUGAUACAUCGUGACCUGGCUGCCAGAAACAUCCUUGUAUUCUCGAAGAAUAAAGUCAAGAUAUCGGAUUUCGGGUUGUCGCGCGCCCUAGGGGUCGGCAAGGAUUAUUAUCAGACGAAUUUCAACGUGAAUUUGAAGCUACCCAUCGCGUGGUGCGCACCUGAAUGCAUAUCCUAUCUGAAAUUCACGUCGGCGAGCGACGUUUGGGCGUACGGGGUUACUCUGUGGGAGAUCUUCAGUUACGGAUUUCAACCCUGGGCAGCGCUGACCGGCCAUCAGAUUCUCGAAGCGAUAGACGAGCCGAAUUUUCAGAGGCUCGAGCAACCCGAGUGCUGUCCAAAGGACUACUUUUCUCUCAUGCAACAAUGUUGGCAACACGAGGCUCUGAAAAGACCCAAGUUUUCCGAAUUGAUCAAUCUGUUGCCUGAUCUAAAGCCGGAACAAGUUCAAGCGGUCCAGGAUAAUACUGAGCCGAAUCAGCUCGCUUACAGGCAAAACGACAUAAUUACAGUCUUGGAUAAAGGCAGUAGCAAUAUCUUGUGGAAGGGUGUUUUGAAUAACGGCAAAACGGGAUUCUUUAAUCCGGCACAUACGAUCGCGUACCUCGGUUCCAAUCUACCUAGCAAUAAGCCCGGCGAAUUUACGCGGGGAGAUGGCAAGAAUGCUUUUUCCUCGCAGCGUAGAAAAAUCCGUACGGACAUGAUAUCCUCGCCGCAGGGCGAUCUCAAGCAUACCGGUCAUGUGGGUUUGGACGGAGCGUACUUUGGUGACAUUAGCUUUCUAGGUGGAAAGUAUCCGCAUCUACCUCGUCAAGUUGUGACACCAUAUAAACCGCAGGAAGACGCAACUGAUAAUUCUCAAAGUUUAAAUCAGGAUGCUAGAAGUGUCGAUACAAAUAGAGAAUCAGCGAGAGAUAGUAGGAAUAUGCAGCAAGAGGCUCAAAACAAACACGAGAAUUUAUGGUCUGAUGUGAGUUUGGACAUAUGUCAAGUGAAUACAGAAAGCAAUGCAAAGAAGCAAUCCAUAACGUCUAAUACAGGCAGUAACACUGAUGUUCUUGAAGCUGAUCAUGAAUAUCAUGAAAUCAGUGACGAGGAAAAUCAAGAAAGUCCGUUAAGAUUUGAUAAAACGUUGAAUUUUGACUUUGGUCCAAGUCUUUUGGCAGAAAUGGAUCAAAUGUUCAGAUCAUUAGGUUCUUCUCCUCCUCCUCCACCACCUGGUCUUCCUUUACCCACUGAACAUGAAUCAAGUAACGUGAGAAACGAAUUGCGGGAAAUUCAAGCGAAACAAUCUAGCAAGAAGAAACAAGCCACCGUGAGUCCAAUAAAUGUGAAACCUAUCUCAGCUGCCGAUCAGAAAACUCUCUACUCAGCCAUUGCUAUGGCACAGGAAUUGACAGCACGUUCCAUGACAGAUCUUGAACAUCCACCGGAGUCUCCCCGUACACCUGCCAGUCCUUCAAGACGCAGAAAAUUCUCUUUUAAGUUGCCACAUCAAUACAGUCCUAAACCAGAUAGACGACAUUUUUCCGAAGAAGCUGCCAGUAUACCUGACAUACAGUGGCUGUGUUCGAGCCUGCAAUCGCUUUCGUCUACGGUAUCUAGCAUAGAAUCCUUCGGUGCACCGUCGACCCUGAAGCUUCCCUUGUGGGAUAAAGCCUCGGCAGAAUUUUGUUUCGCGAAAUCGAGGGAACUUUUAACGAAACCGAGCGCCUGGGCCUCGUACAUGGACAUUGAUUUGGAUACGCACAUACUGGAUAAUCAGAUAACGAGGCAAAAUUUAGUGAAAUCCACCGAGUUCUUAAAGAAGGAGAAUAAAAGGAAUCACUUGAAUUGCGAGAGCGCGGCUGAUCUCGAAGCCAAAUCGAAUAUUCGCCAUCAGAAUGGUAAGAUCUUCAACAUGGACAACUCGUCGACCUACGAUUUACCGUGCGAGAUCAAAAGAGUGUCCACCAGCUACGUCGAACGUUAUUUCGAGCAACCCAAAUACUGCGAUGAUGAGGGUAUUCUAGAGUGCGCCAACGAAAAGGCGCAUUUUGUGGAAGAGAAAUUGGAUAAGUAUGAUAAGCUUAAUAAUCUGGAACAGCCCAAUAGGCCUGCCUAUUAUUCGAAUGCUCUGGAGCAGGGCUCUUCGGUUGGAGGUAGAUUAAAUCAAGCCCAGUUACAGAGCAAACUGAACAACUGCGAGCUGCAACUCAAGAAUAAUAUCACGCACCUCGAUACAUGGUCGGAUGAGAACUUCUUGAAGGAAAAAAUGGCCAACUUGGAGUCCCCUCGCAAUAAGCCCAAGAAAUUCGAUGGGGUUAAAGAUAAGAAGAACCUCGAUCUCGGGACCCGGCCGAAGAUACCCAUUGCCUUCACCGAGUCCACGAAGAUGAACAUCACGGAAUUCAAGAAGAUUGACUUUCCCAAGUCUAGAAAUGCGAAGAUGCCCUUCAUGCCUAGGAACACGAACCAAGAUGCGAGUACGAUGUACGGUUCGUCGGACAAUAUUAAGACAAGCGCGAAAACGGACGGUUCGGAUAGUCCCAGGGGCAACAUAGAGGCGGUAAAAAUAAAUAUACAAAGCUUCCGUAAGAUUGAACAGAAUCAAAAUGGCCACGAGGGCUUUCCGUUUGUGAUAUCCAACAACCCUUUAUUUAUCGCCGAAUCCGAGAAGAAGGAAUCCCCCAUCUACAGCAGUUCCGAGAGUUUGCGAGUGAAUUUCCAGCGUCUCAGGCGAAAAUCCGACGCCGAAGCCAGUCAAGUAGAACUGAACAGCAAACUCUUGGCAGAGAAGUACCAACGGGAAGUCUCUGGCUUGGAGAGCGUGAAGAACUACUUGGAUUCCAAGAAGAGCCAGGGCUUGAACUUGGGCUUGGGCAAAUUGACCCAGAAUAUGAUACAGUUGGGUAAGAACAUCGCGCAAAACUCGAGGAACCUGGAGACAGCCUCGUCGAGGUCUCUCGCCUCCAACAUGAGAAACCUGGACCUGUCGACGUCUCACUCGCCAUUGCGAAGUCUAAAUAUCCCAAUUCAGAAGCCCAAACAUCUGGAUCUGAACAUACCGCUUCAAAAUCAAGCACCGAUCAACGCGAAGCUGGGCUUGAUGCAAAAAACGAACCUGCCAAGUCCCACGAUGCCUCAACACAUUCUGGAGCCGCCGAAAUUGUAUCAGAAUGAGCCCGUCAGAAAGGAACUGCCCAAACAGGAAAAGGUUCCCGGCUCUGUCAACGUCUAUCGACACAGGACAUCGUCCUUAUCGGAAAAUAGAAAACCGGUGAAGAACGUACGCAGGUCCUUCCAUCCCAGAAACGACUCCAGCGAGGACUCGGACUCGGUCUCGCACUCGGAGAUGGACAUCAGAAGCCGCCUGCGUUACAAACGUAGACACAAGAAGGUUCCGCACAAUCUGCGCUUAAAUUUCAAGUACAAGGCCCCGUUUUUGCAUCCGGAUUCCGCGAAGGGGUUCUCCACGGUUGAGCUUUGCGGGAAGUCGCCGCCGCCGUCAACGAGCUUCCUAAACUCGCUGUCGCCACCGUUCUCCUCCAAGAACAAUCUGCUCUCCUGGCCGGAAAGCGCGCCCAGCUCGAGCUUGACGUUCACCAGCAAUUCUGACUUCGACUCGGACACCAGCUCCGAGUACCCAGAGUUCACGAAUGACGUUCUGACGUUUCCUCCCUCUCCAGCUCCUUAAAGUUGAAGGACAAAUUUAUGACUUCGGCCUCGAUCAAUUCGGAUGCAGCUUUUUCAUGUAUCGAGCCUCGACAAUUUCGCAGAGUGGCUGGAAAAAUUGUUAUGUUACAAAUGCAUGCUAGUUAUAUUAACUUAUAUACA